Messenger RNA from Prosopis cineraria, 1339 nucleotides. RefSeq lists its product as uncharacterized. Lineage: Eukaryota; Viridiplantae; Streptophyta; Magnoliopsida; Fabales; Fabaceae. The record is from RefSeq and is a predicted model, not a curated record. Bases 78 to 980 code for a protein of 300 amino acids. Gene Ontology annotation, molecular function: S-adenosylmethionine-dependent methyltransferase activity. The transcript is spliced from 6 exons.
CAGUUGGCCUUGUAAUGUCGAUUAUAUAGAACGGUGAGAAUUUCAGCGCCAUUGACGCUGUAGGCACUGCCUCCACAAUGGUACUGUCUUCCUCUCCCUUCGUUGGACUUUCACGUCCCCCAUCUCAGUCCUUCGUCAAAGCUAAUUACUUGGUCUGUUCGCUUUCUAAUCGGGUCGGCCCGGACUCGUUGGAGCCUGUCAAAUCAUGCUUCUGUUGCGGAAGAAGGAACUUCCUUGAAUCUGCAUCACUGGCAGCUACUCUCUUCCCAAUUCGCCCCACAACCGCUGCUGUUCCUCGUUCUAAUUACACGGAUAUUCUUAACGAGUUUCGUCCACCCAAGCCUGGUUGGUACGAGGAGCUGUAUGCAUCAAUUCUGAACACUACCACUAAAUCUUAUGAAGCUGAGGUUUCGCGUUGCAAGUUAGAAAUCUUCAGCAAUUUCAGGGACAAGGCGUGGAAAAUUGUGGAGAUUGGAAUUGGUACAGGAGCUAAUUUCAGCUACUAUGCUAGUAAUCCCGAUGUUGAGGUUGUUGGCAUUGAUCCGAACCAAAAGAUGGAAAAGUAUGCUCGGUCCUCGGCAGAAUCUGCUGGCUUGCCACCUUCCAAUUUUGAGUUUAUACAUGCUGUUGGGGAGAUUAUGCCAUUAGAUGAUGCUUCUGUGGAUGCAGUGGUUUCAACGCUUGUCUUGUGUUCUGUUAAAGAUGUUUCUAAGACACUUCAAGAAAUCAAAAGAGUGCUGCGACCAGGCGGGUUGUUUGUAUUUGUGGAACAUGUUGGAGCAAAAGAGGGAACAGUUCUCAGAUUUAUCCAGGGAUUUCUAGAUCCUCUUCAACAGACACUUGCAGAUGGGUGUCACCUUUGUAGGGACACAGGAGGCUUUAUAUCAGAAGCUGGAUUUUCAAGAGUUGAGCUCAACACAGCUUCUCUGAAAAUUGCUGCACUUAUAAACCCCUUUGUAUAUGGAUUGGCUUACAAGUAGCUUCAAAAGAUUCUCUCCUGCCUUGCUGUGGACCUACUUUGAUAUAUGAAUGUGUUCUUAUGUAUAUGUACAUAGUUGCCUCUGAAUUACCAACCAAGCAACGAGAACUUUAACAUGUUAUUUCUCCCGUUAGAAGUUGAUGUUGGAGGAGCAAUAUUGCAAGCUGACAUUAUUGUCUUGUGCAGAGUGUGGUUCAUUAUCCCUGGCAGGUUUGAAAGGAAGACAUAAUUAACUAUGGAAAGUGGUUUUUGGUUUUUUAUUAUCAUGUAGAACAAUUGAACGCGUGUGCUUGUUUAUAGUGAACAAAGGAACAGGACAAGGCAUGAACUGCAUCUGAAUACAUACUACAUUCUACAUAA